Messenger RNA from Ziziphus jujuba (common jujube), 438 nucleotides. RefSeq names its product TMV resistance protein N-like. NCBI's taxonomy places the organism in Eukaryota, Viridiplantae, Streptophyta, Magnoliopsida, Rosales, Rhamnaceae. The transcript has 2 exons. Bases 1 to 438 code for a protein of 145 amino acids. The record is from RefSeq and is a predicted model, not a curated record. Gene Ontology annotation, biological process: signal transduction.
AUGGCUUCUUCUUCUUCUUCUUCUUCUUCUUCUUCUUCUCAAGAAAAGUAUGAUGUAUUUCUCAGUUCAGGGCAUGUCAACACAUACAAGGAUGAUGAAAACCUUGAAAGCAGCCAUAGAUUCUCUGAAAUCAUGGAGGCGAUUAGGGAAUCUAAGAUUUGCAUAAAAGUUUUCUCCAAAGACUUUGCAUCUUCCACAUGGUGUUUGGAUGAAGUGGUCCGCAUAAUCGAAUGCAAGAGAGAUGGAAAUGAUGUUAUAAUACCCAUUUUUUAUGGCAUUGAACCAUCCACCGUACGGAAACAGGAGCAGAGUUAUGCUGAAGCAUUCGCCAGACACGAACAACGUUUUAAAGACAGUAUCUACAAGGUGCACCGGUGGAGCAAUUCUCUCAAGGAAGUGGCUGGUAUCAGAGGUUAUAAUUCAAAGAAAGGAAGGUAA